GCUUUCCCAGUGGAUCGUGUAUCAGGUCGUGCACCUAUACACGUCGCUCCCACGAGCGUACCUGGCGUGGGACUAAAGACGACCGAGCCACGCUCGUGGCCUCGCGCUCCCGCUCCCACGACCGAAAAAAGCCUCCCGCUUCCGCUCCCGUUCCUCUCCGGCCGCCUCCCCAAGGUCGCCGUCGCCCCUCUCCGGCCGCCGCCCAAGGUCGCCGUCGCGUCUCCUCUCCGGCCGUUGCCCAAGAUGGAUACUGACCAAAGCUUCUUGGACACCCUUGAUUUUGGUUACACGCAAACACAACUAGAAAGUCCAAUUGGAGAGCAGGCAACUCCAUCAACUCAGCAUCGUUCUGCAAUAACAGAGAAAGGAAAAUCCAACAAAGGCAAAAAUUGGUCUAGUGAUGAGGACAAGGUUCUCAUAGCAGCAUGGGCAAAUACAAGUUUGGAUAUUGUUGGGACAGAUCAAAACCGGGAUGCUUAUUGGGAUAGAAUUUCAGAGUACUACAACACACACAAGGAAUCAUCAUGGCCGGAGCGUAAUGCUAAUGCAAUCAAUUGCCGUUACACAAUGAUUAACAGAGAGACCUCUAAAUUUUGUGGUUGCCUUCAGCAGAUUUUAAAUAGGCAAGAAAGUGGAAGGACUAUACAAGAAAAGACAAACGAUGCACACAUUUUGUUCAAGGAAAUGGAUCUUAAAAAAAAAGAAGCCUUUCACACUGAUGCAUUGCUAUGUAGAGUUUUCGAAGUAUCCAAAGUGGCAGACAAGAGAAGUUGAAACUUCUCUUAAGAAACAAAAGAAGACCAUUGAUGCAAGUCCGGGCACAGCCACCAAUGAUCCGGCUGAUGCAUCCUCGGUACGUACUGAUGCUACCUCGAUACACACUGAUGCUCUUGAACAUGAGAAAAGACCUGAUGGUGUGAAGAGGGACAAGAGAGGUAAAGCUGAUGACAGUGCUUGCAAGCUGUCAUUAGAAACUGUGUGGGCAGCAAAGCUAGAGAAGGAUGAGAUCAAAGAGGCGGCAAGAAAUGCUCGCUAUGCACAACAAUUGGAAUUGCGAAAAGAGGAGAUUGCACUCAAAAAGAAUGAGGAUGCACGAAACGAGAGGGAGGAUGCACGGAGACAGUUUGAAUUAGAUGAGAGGAUCAUGCUCAUCGACACAAGUGGUAUGACUGAUGUUCAAAAGCAGUUCUACCAAGCUAAGCAGAAGGAGAUCCUUGCUCGCGGCCUAGGGUAAUGUGAGCUAUAUGUUGUAGUUGUAAGAACUAUUUACUGCUUUCUGCUAGUUGAGGACAUGGAUUACAUCACUCAUUGCAUAAAUAUUUUUAUU
Molecule: messenger RNA, 1327 nt
Organism: Triticum aestivum (bread wheat)
Lineage: Eukaryota; Viridiplantae; Streptophyta; Magnoliopsida; Poales; Poaceae
Exons: 3
Coding region: 244-774 (176 amino acids)
Source: RefSeq, a predicted model, not a curated record